GACGUCCAAUCAGAAUGUGCAUGGUUCGUUGUUGUUGCCCGAUUUACUUCACGGCAAGUACGGCCUCGCGUACUAUUUAGCUGGGAGGCGACAUGACGCUGAACUUUCGACACUCUCCACCCCUUCACCACAUCUUAUCAUCCAUUCCUUACCGCCAAAAUGACACCUGGUUACCAGCCAUACCACACUUCGCAGCAUCGAGAUGAGUUCAAUUCGUGGGGAUUUGACGAGCCGCAGCAACAUUCAACUAACGAUGUUGACGAGAGCGCUUUCUCGAAUGCGAACGAUGCUUCACUCAGUCGUCCGUCUUUACAAGCACAGCAAUACUCUCAGAUCGGCACAAGAGGGGCGGAACUGGUGCAGUCAGCAAACCAGAACGACACUACCCUUCCUAGCAGUUCCGUGGUCAACGCAGCCGUUGAUUUACCCUCGGGGUUCGAUUUUGAUGUGGACCAAUUCCUCGCCGACUUACUGGCUAUCGACCCAGAUGAGGAAAUUUUGUCAUUUCAUCAGGAGUUCAACCCCGUUCACGAGGCAGAAGAACAUCACGCGCUGGCAUCUGGAAGCCAUUCCGUGGAGAACACACCUGACGAUCCGAGUCGUUAUUUGUAUACAUCUCAGACGACGCACUCUCCAGAUGCUGAACAAGUUUCCUCGAUACCGCAAGCCAAUUCUGCACCCAUUGCCAUUGUUUAUGGAGGCGAGGGGUCCAGAGCAUUUCUUUACGCAUGCAACUUCCCAUCAUGUGUCAAUCGACGGUUUGAAAGGCAUUGGCAAUGGGAGAGGCAUUACCAGAGGUCACACGCGAACAUUAUCUAUUGGUGUCCCAUACAACAUUGUCGCCGAAGCGCGAACAGGACCGACGUACCAUUUCGAGACAUGUUGAAAUUGCGAUCGCAUGUAUAUAAGGCGCAUCCGGGAAUGUGCGAAUCCAGAGGGGGUACAAUGGAGCUCAAAAACAAAGACACUCUUUGAUUCAGGGUGGAUUCGUGUAGAUGGUAUUGUCCACGCAUGUUAUUGACAUGUCCUGACUUCAACGGCGUCGAUGAUCG
This is a messenger RNA of Dothidotthia symphoricarpi CBS 119687, 1052 nucleotides long. RefSeq lists its product as uncharacterized. The transcript is spliced from 5 exons. The record is from RefSeq and is a predicted model, not a curated record. NCBI's taxonomy places the organism in Eukaryota, Fungi, Ascomycota, Dothideomycetes, Pleosporales, Dothidotthiaceae. The coding region runs from base 160 to 975 and encodes 271 amino acids.